UUAUUAGGACACUUUCUUCUAGUUACACAAGAAAGUCAGGUUUCAUUGAUGGACAAGCAGUCAUUGCUUAGAUCCUGACUGGUGAUGGGGGAUGGAAGGCUGAACAAAGUGAACAGACAAGGCAUGAUGUCAUCAACUGCCCAUCUCCUGAUUGGCUUUUUCUGCCACUUACUGUGCCCUCUGGUGUCAAGUCACAUACCAGAUGGGAUCCCUGAGGCAAGGUCAGCCUUUUCAGUGGCUAGGACCAACAGCAUGGAGGGAGGCCCCAAAAUGGUGGUGACCUUCGACAAGGUUUAUGUAAACAUUGGCAACGACUUUGAUGCCAAAACAGGAGUGUUCCGGUGCCGCAUUCCUGGGGCCUACUACUUUUCCUUUACAGUGGGCAAGUUUCCUAGAAAAAAUCUGUCAGUAAUGCUGAUGAAAAACAAGAAUGAGGUUCAAGUCAUUGUGUAUGAUGAGCAUAAUGGAAAAGACAGGAAGGUUCAAAGUCAAAGUGCCAUGCUUCAGCUUGACUUUGGUGACACAGUGUGGUUGCGCCUGCAUGGAGAUCCAAAAUAUGCCCUGUACAGCAACACGGGACCAUACACCACCUUCAAUGGCUACCUGAUUUACCCCAAUACCUACUCGAGUUUCACAAACAGCCUGAGCUCCAAGGAGGUUCUUGAACCACAUUUGGCUAGCCUCCAAUCAUCCUGCUUACGGCAGGACAGCGGCUGCCAGAAUGUGUUGUCUGACCAGCCAGAGGAUGAGCCCUCAGAGGAAGAAGAAGAGGAGGACCCCCGGUCUGCGUUCUCAGUGGCUCGGACCCAGAGCAUAGUUGGACAGGACCAGGAGAAGUUAAAGCACGAGCCCAUCACCUUUGACACAGAAUUUGUUAACAUUGGCAAUGACUUCAACACUUCCGCUGGAGUGUUUACAUGUCGCAUUUCAGGCGCCUAUUACUUCUCGUUUACUGUUGGAAAGCUUCCACACAAGAUGAUGUCAGUGAAGCUUAUGAAGAACCACCUAGAAGUUCAGGCAAUGAUCUAUGAUGACAGUCAUUCUAAAAGAAGAGAGAUGCAGAGUCAGAGCUUGAUGCUGUCGCUGAACCGAGGGGACACCAUCUGGCUAUAUAGCCACCAACACGAUGGCUAUGGGGCCUAUAGCAACCACGGCAAGUACAUCACCUUCACCGGAUUUCUGGUGUACCAGCAGCCAGCUCCACAUAACCCACCAACUGCCAAAAGGCAGCUCUGAAAAGUUGUGGGGCUUGAAGACAUUCCGAGUGUCUGAAUUUUUUCUUCUUGAGUACAUUGUCUAAGUUGUGAGGAACUUUCGUUUUCAAAAGUGAGACGCAUGACAAAGAUUUGAAUGUUCUAUCCAUCCUGCUUUCUGGAAACAAGCAGUUUGUUCAAUGGAGUAUUAGCAAAAAGCACCUGUGGCAGACUCUCCUAGGCUCUGGAGAUGACUACUGAACCUUCACUUCAGCCAUUUUCUAACAGACAGCUUCAUGACUUCAGCUUCAUGAUCACUUUAUACAGCAGAUGGAGAUCCUCACAUGCAGCACUUCAAUGCACUCAUAGUGUGUGGUUCUGAUACAGGAAGGUCAACACAAGUUUCACCACAUGGAGAACAUCAUCCAUACUGAACUGCAAAUGAAUCAUUACAGGCUCCAACACAGAACUGCACCUCUUAAUGCUCAGUAGGUGUUCCUUCACAAGGAGGAGCUCUGAGGCUUCAUUGGCUGGUCUACUACAAGGAAAUGUACUCACCAGAUAUUCCUUCUCUGAACAUCUCCACUAGGAAGGGGCUCAUAAACUUCAUUAUAUGCUCUAGCACAAGACAUUAUAAUUAACUUAUUACAUAGCCAGCUGUGUGUGGUAGAUCUUCAUUCUCCACAGCAUAUUCAUCGCCUUAAAUUAUCAUUUGCUUUACUACAGGGCACACUAAUGAACUUACUACAUGGCCUUCUGUUUGCAUGGUUGGUCUAGAUCAACUACAGAAUGUUCAAAACCUCCAGGAGGACCUCUGAAACUUCCUUAUAUGUUUUACAAGAAGGCACCAUUUUGAAAAUAUCACAUAUUCCACUGCGAGUAUGGUAGGUUUCAUUUCACCAUAUGUUCAACACCUAUAGGUGGACUCAGAAGGCACCAUUCUGAACUUAUUACUCAGCUCACUGUAAACCUUAACUCAGCUAAAUGCAUUCGUUUUCUUAAGAAGGAACUCUACCACAUGUUCUAAAACUAGGCACUAUAAUUAACUUAUUGCACAACUCACUGUGUGUACAAUACACCUUGAUUCACCACAUGUUAAUCACCUUAAUUGAUCACACGGUUUUCUACAGGGUCCUACAAUUAACCUAUUCUUUGUUCACAUUCAGCCCAGAUUCAUCAAAAUCUGUUCAAAAUCUUUAGGAGGAACCUCCAAGGCUUCAUCACAUGUUCCAACACAAUAAGAAUUAUACUGAUAUUGCAUUGAUCUGUAAAUGUAUUGCAAGUCUUGGUUCACAAUGCUUCAACCACCAGUAGUUCUAGGCGCCCCACCAAAAUUUUACUAUAUGCUCUUCACGAAGGCACAAUUCUGAACUUAUUACACAGCCCUUUGUGUUUAGGGUAGGUCUAAAUUCACCAUAUUAUGUUCAAAACUUUUUUACCUCCAAAGCUCCAUCGUGUGUUCUAGCACUAUAAUGAACAUAUUGCAUGGAUUGGUACUGUAUAUGUAUUGCAAGUCUUCAUUUACCACAGACUUAUUGUGCAUGACCACUGAAUCUUCGCCUCAUGUUCUAAAGUGAUGAUCCAUUGGUUAUUACACAAACAUGGUCCCCCAUGUGCAAGCUAGAUCUUGAUGCACGGGAAUAUGUCCAAUGCCUAAAGAAGGGCCUCUAAAGCCUCAUUACAAUGCAGUAAAAGGUGGCACUGAUUUGAAGAUUUCAUUGCCUUAUGUUAUCACGUGCUUUACAGUAAGGCACUCUAAUGAACUUACAAUGUCCUCUGUAUGGAUGUUUAGGAUUUAUUCACCACAGUGUCCUUCCAAGGAAUUUGAGCACAUGCUCUAAAACACUAUAAUGAAUUUAUGAUUUAUGUAUACUGUAAGUCUUCAUUUACUACAAAGCAUUCCCAAACUCCAACAGGACUACUGAGACUUCAAGUCUUGAUUAAUCACAAGCAUUAUAUAAAAUUGUAUAUAUUACAUGGUCAUCUAUGUGUCUACAGUACUACUUAAUUAACCAUAAUAUGUUUAUCACCUAAUGGAGAACCUCCAGAGUCUAUUCACACACUUUACCACAAGCCACUAUGUUAAACUUUUUAAAUGGCUCUCUGUACAGUAUGUAUUAUAGAUUUGAUUAACCAUAAUGCACUCACCACCUUGGUGAACCACCAAAGUGUCAUCACAAAGCCUAUCAGAAGAAACCAAUUUCAAGUUAUUGAAUGACCCUCCUUAUGUAUGGUUGGGUUUGAUUCAGCACUUCUAGGUGGAGUAGCAACAUUUCAUUACAUUUUCUAAUGCUUUGAGUUCAUCUUCACCAGGAGGUCAUCUGAAGUUCUAACAAUAAACUGGGCUCAUCCUUGGGCUUCCCUACAAUGCAGUCACUUUCCUUCUACUGUUGCAUCUGCUUGACUGGUAGUUAGCCUGAUGAAGUGCUAAAAUCAGAAGUGUGCACAUUGACCACUAUGUAAUCUGUACAUGCUUCUGAGUAAAUUAAAUUAGCGGCCAGUGAUUACUUGUAGAGAUGUGUAGAUUUGCUCUCCCUAUUAGGCUGUCUUAGCAGAAGACAUAUGCUGCUCUAAUUUUAAGCAGAACCCUGUUGGGAAGCUGCACCCAUUACUGCCAGUACAAGCUUUGGCACCUGAGACCCUGAACAGAAUCAGGCAGGUUAUUGAGAAUGAUGUGGUAUGUCAUGGAUGUUAAGCAUUCGUGCUGCUCCACCUAGUGACAGAAGUGCACUACCGUGGACUUUUGUAAGGCCAAACCAUAUUGUACUAUAGUUGGAAACAAAGCUUAGCUGGCCUUGAUAGAAAUGAACAGCACAUUCAAAGCCCAAAAAGCAGCCAUACUUUAUGCACUUGUGCUUUGUGUUUGUGUGUGACCAAGCUAACUACAAUAGCAGCGUGAGGUGACAUAAAUCAUGAGAAUUGAGAGAUCUAACCAUUAUCACAGAAGCCUUCUAAAGUCAAAGUCAUGUCUUGUUAAAAAAUAAAUAAAAAUUCAGGAAGAAGGUGACACUGUGGGGACAAGAUGGCGACUCCAAACUGGCCUCUCUUAGCAGGAGCAGGUGUGCCCCUUAUUACUGCCACGCAGUAAUAGAAAAAGCAAGUACUGAAAAUGGAUAAACAUUUCAUAAAGAUGUGAAGAGAUUGAAUUAUUAUCUUAGCCUAAUACAACAUUUUCAAGCCCGCUAUUUAAGCUGUUUAAUCAGUUUAAUAGGAACUGUUAAAAAUAAACCUUACCUAAUGAUGGAAAUGUUACUUUUCCAUAGAAUCCCAAAGAAUACUUUUUAGUUUUAUUUCACUAUAAAAAUGAAACAGAUGUCACCAAAGCCACCUUUGACUACAGAAGGACUGCUUAUUCCUGCCUCUGGGGGGCUAUGGUGGUGACAGGUUUUAUUCAACUAAUUCCUGAUCUUAUAUGAAAAUCUAAUGUUAUUUCAAUUAAACAUGCGGCUAAUUCACAGUUUAGUCUUUUACAUAACAUCCAUAAAUUUAGUUAAUCUAGCUCAGGAUUCCAGGAGGCUGAAGCCUAACGUGGCAGCAAUUGGCAAAAGUCAGAAACCAGCCCUGGCCACAGUGCCCCAUAGUCCACCACUGGGCCCACUCAAACAUAAAGCCAAUUUUAAAAACUCUAAUUACUUAAAUGCAUGUCUUUUGUGAUAUAAGAGGAAAAACAGAAUUCCAGGAAGAAAAACCAUCCAGACAUGAAGAGAACAGGCAAUCCAUAUACUGUAGGUGUAGAACUGUAACCCAUGAGGCAGAAGUGCUAAUCCCUGUGCUACCCUGCCACCCUAAUUUGCAUGUGGGUUUAUUCACUUCUAGAGGAAUUUAAUAAGUAGGCCUCAACAUGGCAAUCAUUCAUUUCAGAUUGUCUCAGAUAUUUAAAAGGUGACUUGCUAACAAUCAAACAAUUGGACACAGCAUGGAAGUUGUUGCCUCUCUUUAGUAUUCAUUCAUUGUCAUUUGCACUGGUCUUAUUUUUGUCAAUAUCCACUAUUUAAUUACACUUAAAAGGGCAAAAUGCAUAGCAAAUAUAUAUAUAAAAAUACUUUUUAAAAACCAUGCUUAUAUUAAGUUAAAAACUGUACUAA
Messenger RNA from Polypterus senegalus (gray bichir), 5278 nucleotides. RefSeq names its product C1q and TNF related 4 (gene c1qtnf4). Gene Ontology annotation, molecular function: protein binding. The record is from RefSeq and is a predicted model, not a curated record. The coding region runs from base 85 to 1236 and encodes 383 amino acids. The transcript is spliced from 2 exons. Lineage: Eukaryota; Metazoa; Chordata; Cladistia; Polypteriformes; Polypteridae.